Molecule: messenger RNA, 516 nt
Organism: Laetiporus sulphureus 93-53
Lineage: Eukaryota; Fungi; Basidiomycota; Agaricomycetes; Polyporales; Laetiporaceae
Exons: 3
Coding region: 1-516 (171 amino acids)
Source: RefSeq, a predicted model, not a curated record
AUGUCCCACACCGACGGUGUCUUCAGCCUUGCAGCUUGCACUCGCAGUGUCUACCCCAUUGACAGUGCUUGCAUUUUGCUACUGCAGCACCUCGAUAAUCUCGGCUGGGCCACAUCAUUUUCUGCUUACGAGUUACACAUGACCUAUGACUAUCCAGACCAUGCCGAGAGUUUGCUGCAUGAGGUCAAUUCAGUGUAUGACUGGCUCAUGCUGAAUGCGAGCCCCGACUUUGAUUGGAUCCCAGCCAUGGUUCCUUCCACCCUGAGAUGUUAUUUCGAGGCUGUCGGCACCGCUGACCCGAUUCGUUCAUCUGCUGUGAUGACUGAGAUCAUGCGGGAGAUCAUCGAGGCUGCAGACCAUGUCAAUUUUGACAAGUUCCCUGAAGGUUGCGACCUUGCUUGUGAUCGCUUUCUAAUGGCGUUCACGGCAAAUGACGUUUUCGUGGAUCGGUGUGACCGUACAUUCCUUGGGCAGACCAUCCCGAUUGGCUGCUGGUGGAUAGACUAUGAUAGCUGA